Racocetra persica is the source of this 420-nucleotide messenger RNA. NCBI's taxonomy places the organism in Eukaryota, Fungi, Glomeromycota, Glomeromycetes, Diversisporales, Gigasporaceae. The record is from the annotation of a GenBank genome assembly.
GUUUUGGACUAAUUCCUAUCCUUUGGAGUUGGAUUUAUGGCAUGAGACAGAUGGAUACGAUUUAGAGAAGAAGACCACAGAUUAUUUGCAUAAGCGACAAAAUGAAAUAAAAUUGAGUCAUCAAAUAUUUCGAAAAAGUUUGUCAUCAGAUGAAUUGAAAAGCCUAAAUGAGUGUGUUAUCUCCAUGAUCUUUAAAAGUACUAUACCUGAUAGGACUUUUGACAUGAAUCGUCAAUUUAUGUAUGUUUUUGACAAAGAGGAUGCAACAAUAAUUGAUUCUCAUUCCAAUCAUCCUUUAAACGAACUGAGAGAUAUCGUAUCAGCUGUUUUUAAUAAAAAAGAGUAUUCAAAUGACACUAAAGCAAAAUUAUACAUUAAAAUGCUCUUGGAAUAUACAAAAACAGUGGAAUUCAAUAUUAU